AUAGACCGAUCCGUCGGUGGCAGACUUUCGUGAUGGGAAACAUGGGAAAACUGCAAGAAUUUGACAUCACUUUUAAGGACAAUAAAGUUGUUUAUAGUCCUGGAGAUGCCGUUUCAGGCACGCUGAAAAUUACAACCGCCCAAGCGCUACUAUUUAAAGAUAUCAAGGUGAAUUGCCGAGGCUUCUGUGGUGUCACCGGCAAGAUGGACGACACAGCCUGGACAGUGGAAGAGCAGUACUUCAGCAGCACGCUCUCUGUGGCAGAUAAAGGAACCCUGAAAGAGGGAGAUCACAGUUUUCCAUUCAAGUUUCUCAUUCCAGCCUCUCUUCCCACAUCCUUUGAAGGGAACUAUGGAAAAAUUAUGUACAGAGUGAGGGCUUUCAUCGACACUUCUCGCUUCUCUAAGGACUAUAAGACUGAGAAGCCUUUCUACCUGCUGAGGAUCCUCGACCUCAACGAAGUGCCUGACAUCCAUGGACCUAGUUCAUCUUCCGUUACUAAGACGUUCACCUACCUGCUGGGGGUGAAGACAGGAACGGUGGUGCUGAAGGCCCAGAGUGACAUGAAGGGCUACACCCCUGGUCAGGUCAUCAAGCUGACCACAGAGAUUGACAACCGGUCUGGGAAAACCACGGGGACUGUGGUGGCCCGUCUCAUGCAGAAAGUGACUUACCAGACGAAGAAGCCUACCAUUGACUUGAGGACUUUAGUGCAGGUGGAAGGUGCUGGGGUGAAGGCUGACAAACAGGCUGAGUGGAAGGAGCAGAUUAUUGUACCUCCUCUGCGCCAGUCAUCUAUGGUUGACUGUGGCCUAAUAAACAUGGAAUACUUUAUUAAAAUCUCUCUGAAAUCUCCCGUGGUGUCAUUUUUGUUGCCCAUCCACAUUGGAAACAUCUCAGUGGACACCACGUCAGCACAGCGCUCCAGACCACCUCCCCAGACCCCUGAUCCUCUUUGCUCCUCUGCCAAGCCUACCGAGCUAGAAAACAGCAGCCGCUCUGAGCCAUCCUCCCAUAACCAAGGACCUCCUACUACUACCCCUGCCCGCCGCCCAGCCCCAAAACCUGCACCCAGGAUCAGAGUCUCUACUUCUUCCCCCAGCGCCCCGCCAGCUGCCUCCCCCAGUGCCCCUCCAGCUGAGAUGGACUAUCUGGCCAACUCCAUGCCCACCCUCUACCCACUACUACCGCCAGAGUACAGCACCUCCACACUCCCACAUGAAGCUCCUCCCAGCUAUGCCAAGAGCUGUAGCAGCAACACAUAAACAUCAUGAAACAGGAGAGACUGACUGCUGGCAACUGUACACUGAACAUGACAAUCAACCUCCCUACUAGAGGAUCAUGAUGCCAGGCAGCCCUCCUUAAGUACUUCAGCCUUGGUUAAGCAGCACCUUUUUACUGAUUGUUUUCACACAAUUUUAGCACUUUCAGGACAGUAAUAUGUUUUUACAUAAACCAUUUUUAUAGCUGGAGCCAAGUUUUUAAAGUUAAGUCGGUGUCAUUUAGAAAUAGUUUAGGGGCCUCCCGUGUGGUGUACACACAGCAGUCUAAGGCACUGCAUCGCAGUGCUUGAGGCGUCACUGCAGACCGGGUUCGAUCCCAGGCUGUGCCACA
Messenger RNA from Salvelinus namaycush (lake trout), 1614 nucleotides. RefSeq names its product arrestin domain-containing protein 1-like. Gene Ontology annotation, molecular function: ubiquitin protein ligase binding; ubiquitin-like ligase-substrate adaptor activity. Bases 33 to 1265 code for a protein of 410 amino acids. Gene Ontology annotation, biological process: protein transport. The record is from RefSeq and is a predicted model, not a curated record. Gene Ontology annotation, cellular component: cytoplasm. Lineage: Eukaryota; Metazoa; Chordata; Actinopteri; Salmoniformes; Salmonidae. The transcript has 8 exons.